CCAUUUAGCUACGUACACAUACAUCCACUCAUAAAAAAUUUUUACAUACAUAAUUUAGCUUUUAAUUCCUAAAAAAAAAGAAGAAUGUAUAAACUGCGAAACAUAUAAUUGUCAUUAUUCACAAUUUAUAUUAUACUUUGACUUUAAGAUUUGUAUUAAUGUACAUUGAAAUAUAAUCAUUUACUAUAAUAGGAAAAAAAUAUUACACAAUAUAAAUUGAACGAAAUUAUUAUAAAUUAUUAUUAUAAAUUUAACUUUCCGGGUGUUUCCAAAGAUUGAGACAUACGCCAGUGUACGCCACCUAGGUCGAGACUUUAGUUCCUGACUGUUUCAACAAUACAUUACUCUGAUGUAUAUGAACAAAUAUUAGCCUAACCGUAUUUGGUUUUAAAGCAGGUGUCAUAUGACAGUUCUUGAUGCGUCUUUUGUUUAUACAAUUCACUUAAUUGAUGCAGUGUCAAAGAUUAGUGUACUAUAAUGUACUAUAAUACUUACUAUUUAUUAUUACAUCUGUUGCAUUAAGUGGAAUGGAGCGAAGUAUUCAUGAAAUGUUGAAAGAUGCUCCAUCUUUAAAUGAUAGCGACAGUGCAGUUCAUAGUGGAACUCCUCCACCUCAUGUACCAAAUAAUUGUAAUAAUGAAAAUCAACCCAGACCAGCUACAAUAAACUUAACAUUGGGCAGUCCUAUAUCUCAAAUGUCUGUAACAGUAUCUCCAAAUACACCUAUUCAGAAUGGUGAUACACAGACAAUGCGUACUGCUCAGAGUAAAAUUGAAAGCAUUAAAAAUUGGAGUAUUUCUACAUAUAAGUGUACAAGACAAUUAAUGUAUGAAAAACUUGGGAAAACAUCCCGUACAGUAGAUUCAGAACUUGAAACACAAAUUGAAUUAUUAAGAGAUACUCAAAGAAAGUACUGCAAUGUGUUACGAUUAUCUAGAGCAUUAGCUUCUCAUUUUCAUCAUGUUGUUCAAACGCAACAUGCUUUAGGGGAAGCAUUUUCUGAGUUAGCACAAAAAUCUCCAGAGUUACAAGAAGAGUUUCUAUAUAAUUCAGAAACUCAAAGGAAUUUGACUAAAAAUGGUGAAACAUUAUUAGGGGCCUUAAACUUUUUUGUUUCUUCAGUAAAUACACUUUGUAAUAAAACUAUCGAAGACACAUUAUUUACAGUACGACAAUAUGAAACAGCAAGAAUAGAAUACGAUGCAUAUAGAACAGAUCUUGAAGCAUUAGCACAAGUAACAAAAAAUGAUAGCAGCAAUGCAGCCAGAUUGGAAGCAGCGCAGGCAAAUUAUGAAGAGCAUAAGCAAAAUUUUGAAAAACUAAGAUCAGAUGUUUCAAUUAAACUUAAAUUUUUAGAUGAAAAUAGAAUCAAGGUAAUGCAUAAACAAUUAUUAUUAUUCCACAAUGCAGUAUCUGCUUAUUUUUCUGGAAAUCAAACUGCUCUGGAAGCCACACUAAAGCAAUUUAACAUAAAAGUUAAAUCACCAAAUUCAUCUUUACCAUCGUGGCUUGAACAGUAGUUACAUUAGAAGAAAUGAAUUCAAGUUAUGGAAAACAUGAAUAAAAAAAUGCAUUCGUCCAUACGAAUUUCUUCUUGAAAGACAAAGGAAAUGACAAGGUAGAACAACUUUCAAACGCUCUUGAAAACGUACUAAAGGACACUGCUGUCAAAUAGUUUGUCAGUUUCAAUAAGUUUUUGAAGAAGAAUAGAUUGUCAUCUAAAAACAGACUGAAUAAUUUCUGAAUUAUGCUUUAAAUAUUGGCCAAUAUCCGUGAUACAUGUCAUAUGUAUCAGUGAAUUUCAAUUAUAUAAUUAAUAAUUAUAUGCAACAGUUAAUAAUAAUGAAUAACUUCUGAUAAAAGA
Molecule: messenger RNA, 1864 nt
Organism: Bombus pyrosoma
Lineage: Eukaryota; Metazoa; Arthropoda; Insecta; Hymenoptera; Apidae
Gene: Arfip
Product: arfaptin-2
Exons: 7
Coding region: 528-1520 (330 amino acids)
Biological process (GO): intracellular protein transport; regulation of Arp2/3 complex-mediated actin nucleation
Cellular component (GO): trans-Golgi network membrane
Molecular function (GO): phospholipid binding; protein domain specific binding
Source: RefSeq, a predicted model, not a curated record